Messenger RNA from Anneissia japonica, 4053 nucleotides. RefSeq lists its product as uncharacterized. Gene Ontology annotation, molecular function: DNA-binding transcription factor activity, RNA polymerase II-specific; RNA polymerase II cis-regulatory region sequence-specific DNA binding. The record is from RefSeq and is a predicted model, not a curated record. Gene Ontology annotation, biological process: regulation of transcription by RNA polymerase II; sex differentiation. The coding region runs from base 794 to 1876 and encodes 360 amino acids. Lineage: Eukaryota; Metazoa; Echinodermata; Crinoidea; Comatulida; Comatulidae. The transcript is spliced from 3 exons. Gene Ontology annotation, cellular component: nucleus.
GAGCAUUGAACCGUGCAUUUACCGUACUUUAGGAACUAAUGUUGUACAGUAUAUGGCUUUGAAAAGACUGACGCGUUCUGAGGAACGUGUAGUACGACCAAAGGAAGUGUUUACAGCCUGGAGGUCCAAGCUUAGCAAGGCUCUUAUAGCACGUUCUAUCUUUAAAAGCGACAUAGGCGAUGCUUGGGUGCAAAAUAUCUUAGGCAGAGAUAAAAUACUGAACCACCAAUUACAUCAAGCCACAAGUGCACUUAGGCCUACUGUCAACAUGUGGACGUAAAAGGCAUCAAACUGCAACAGCUUGCUAAAUGAAGCUGGAAAGUCAAUACCCUCAACUACACAGUUGCGCUGUUUAUUUUACCGUAUCAUUACACAACUGACCAAUCAGAUGAAAGCUUCUUGCUGACUAGCAACAGAGCGAACGAGAGUAACCCACCCCCUGAUUGGCAGAACAGCACGGGUGGUUUUUAAACGAACAGCCGAUUCGUCAAAACUCAUUAAAAAUAGGAUCUUCAAGUUGUCACCUAGCGGUGACAGACCCGAUGAAUCAAGUAUUAAAGAUUGAAUUUUAAAAGUGUCUUGAGAUAACUAUCAUCUUCUGCCUAAGACCAGACAGUGUUAUUAUCUGCAGUUUUCUCAGAUAUGAAGACUUCAAUUCGCUAAUAAUUUGUAACCACUACAACAUGUAAUAGUAAAACAUGCGGAACUUUUAAAAGUAUAUCAAGAUAUUGGGGUGUUUUUAAUAAUUAUUGAGACUUUCUGCAAUUAAGACAUUGCAACUCAGCAACUAAGAAUGAAGACAAAGACAUCACAGGACGUUUCUUCCUCUAGGCUACCAGGACAACCGCGCAAACAUUUAAGAACCCCAAAAUGUGCCCGAUGCCGAAACCACGGCGUGGUUUCCUGCCUAAAGGGUCAUAAACGGUUUUGCCGAUGGCGGGAUUGUCAGUGUGCGAACUGCCUGCUAGUUGUCGAACGCCAGAGGGUUAUGGCUGCCCAGGUAGCACUACGCCGGCAACAGGCUAGUCUACCAGAAAAGGAUUGUAAACUUGGAAAGACGGAUAAAACAUGUACAGUAGGCCUAACCAGGCGAACUCAGAAGACACUAGCUAGAAGUGCAGUUUUAAGUAAAGAUGUUUUACAAGGUUGUCGAACCGCAAAACAACUUCGAGCUGCAACUAACGCAAUGCAAACUAAUCGACCAAUGUUUUUUCUUCCCCCGGAUGUGAGAGAGAGAAUGCGAAAACGUCGUGCCUUCGCCGACAAGGAAUUGGAAUCAACUAUGCUGGAACGCGAAUGCCAGUGGAGCUUCUAUUACACAGCGCAUGCUCGCUGGACGAAUCCCACAAUCCAUAGGGUCCAGCAGUCGUCCUCUGCCAGCUUGGCUUUAGAGCGACUUACUGUUGAACCAAAAGCUCACCUACCACCAAGAACCGCAGUCCAAAGACUUUUCCCUGUAUUGAUCCCAUCAGCAGUAAGGACACUAGAGAGUGGCCACCGUAAAGACGUUACGCCACUAGAAGGCGAGUCUAUUGCAUCCUACUCAGCUCGCGCCAAUGAAAAACCUGUGGCGCCAUUUUCGACCGUUUCAAAUUCCAUGUUGAAGAACUUUCAUCGGAAACCAGCACAGUUAUCUGGCAAGACAUGCCAUUCUGAUGUUAGCGUACACCAUUCAGUUUUACCUGUUCUAUUCCAAGACAAACAAACAAAUGAAAAUCGGGAAAUUUCAACAAGCAAGGAAACGCAUCAACAAAGUUUUGAAAAACGGUUCGAUCUGAGUAAGGUUAACAAGAUAAAGAACAUAACUAAUGGCGCGGCAAAGCCGCCGUCUCUACUGUCAUUUUCUGUGGAAAGAAUAAUAGGUUUAGUUAGUUAAUUAGUAAAUUUUAAAACUUAAUGCUGAUAUUUAUCGUAUAAUUCGGUUAAACCGGUUUAACUAGUAAAUGUAUACUACUUUAAAAAUAUAACAUUGUGUAAUCGAUCUGUCUCUCGCUCCCCUCUCCCAUUUAAGAUAAAGAACAUAACAAAUGGCACGGCAAAGCCGCCGUCUUUAUUGUCAUUUUCUUGGAAAGAAUAAUAGGUUUAGUUAGUUAAUUAGUAAAUUAGAAAACUCAAUGCUGAUAUUUAUCGUAUAAUUCGGUUAAACUAGUACCGUAAAUAUAUACUACUUAAAAAUAUAACAUUGUGUAAUCGAUUUAUCUGUCUCUCGCUCCCCUCUCCCAUCCCACCCACUAUUUUGAAUUCCUUGAUCCGCCACUGAGUUCUGGGACUAUGUCAAAAGCUUGACUACUAAAUUUUCCUCCUAACGUUUCUUCCGUGAUUCGGCUUUCUUCGGAUGGAGACACCAAUUUUUCCAAUUCGCAAUUCUAGUUUCCCUCCCUCAGUGAUUCUUGCCAAUCUAGUUUCCUCUCAAAUACUGCUCAAACCUUCCUUUUAAAACUCCUCUCGAUAUAUUUCUAACUUAAACGGUCUCUCUACCCCUUCGGCCACGACCAAUGAUUCCCUUAUAUUGAAUUAGUUCCCGUUGCCAUACACAUAGGCCUACUGUAAUUGUCCUAAUAGUUGUAUUGUAAAUGAUUUGUAUAUUGUAAUUAUAAUAAGGUACCGUAAUAGCAUAAGUUGUAAUUUUUUAAGAAUACAGUUACACAAUUUCAAUCAUAAAAACAAACAGUUUGACGGGAAGUAAUAAAUUUGAAUGCUGAGCUGAUAAUAAUCGAUAUAUUCUUUAUCAAAACGAUAGACCUAUUUGACAUCACAAUAUACCGUCGCUUACAUCACGAACUAACACAAUCAAAGUAGAUUAUGUUAGUUCGUGAAAUCAAGAAAGCGCGUCAAAAUACUUGCUGUUGUUGUUAAGGACUUUUUGUGUGGUAGAGAAUACAAAAUUGCUUGACAACCAAUACGCGCUCGUUUGGACGCGCUACUGUGUUAGUUCGUGAUGUGAGCGACGAUACGUUUCCUUUAAUCUGAUGACACACAGCUUUAUCUUUCUUUAGAAAAGAACAAUUAUCCAUAUGCAGUCCAAUUAUUAUUAUAUUUUACAGUUUUGGUAUUGUAUAUCUUAUAUAAUUUUUAUUUAAGUUACUUAUUGCACAUUAAAACAUCAAGAAAAAACAUAUAACCGUAGUAAAAUAGAUUGACUGAAAACGUUAUAUUUACAUAAAAUAUAAAAUUGCAUAAUUUAAUAAUAAUUUGAAAGUUUCAUGUUUCGUAAUUUUACAAUGUUAAAUAACCUAUUAUUAUUAUUAUUAUUAUUAUUAUUAUUAUUAUUAUUAUUAUUAUUAUUAUUAUUAUUAUUAUUAUUAUUAUUAUUAUUAUUAUUAUUUCAAAAAUCCCAGAGAUACAAGACACAGGAGAGCCAACAAGUUGUUAUACAACAGUUAUUUUGUCGAAUACUUAAUUUACUUCACUAUUAUAUUUAUUCUUCAACUACACGUAUUUGAUUACAUGAAUAUAAGUUGCAUAUUAACUGUGUAAGUCGCACUAUUAUAGAUUACACCACGAUGACGGAUGACGUAAGCAAAGAAGUAUAUAUUCACGAAGAUAAUAUAAAUAUCGGACAAUGCAUUAGGCCCCGUAACAUUGGAUUAGUUAAUUGGUAGCAUUAUCAUGUUUCUCUGUAUAGAAUUAGUCCGCUUUACGCACUUCACUUUGGCAGACAAUUGAAACUCAUCCUCAAGAGUUUACAUUCACUAAUUCUCCGCAAUUCUACGGAUUUGCCGAGUUGUAUCGUUUGUAUAUAAAUAGAUAUACGGUUACAAAACACAGUAAGGUCUUUAAAAAUAUGUAAAUAUUUCGUGUAAUAUAAUACUAAUUAAUGUAAUUGAUCUACUGUACAUACAGAGAUACAUUUGUGAUUUAUAUGUAAACUUGGUAUGGCUAGUGUAGACGCUCAAUUUCGUUGUAUAUCAUAAAUGUUAUAUUUAAUCCGCUGUAAAUUCGGUCCUCGGAUGACAUGAUUGAGGCAUGGGUGAAUGGCGGAUUAAUAUUGUUAAGUCGAAGUUGUGUAACGUGUAUGUAGCCCCUACGUGCGCUCAGAAGUUUUCUUAAUUC